Messenger RNA from Equus caballus (horse), 3417 nucleotides. It is a transcript of the gene PROM1, whose product is annotated as prominin 1. Gene Ontology annotation, molecular function: cholesterol binding. Gene Ontology annotation, biological process: camera-type eye photoreceptor cell differentiation; photoreceptor cell maintenance. The record is from RefSeq and is a predicted model, not a curated record. Lineage: Eukaryota; Metazoa; Chordata; Mammalia; Perissodactyla; Equidae. Gene Ontology annotation, cellular component: plasma membrane; cell surface; prominosome.
GCACCCUGGGCCUUGCUCGCGCGCCUCUAGGGCUGGCGCCUUUCCCGGCCCUCCGUGUCCUGAGGUCUGGCCGGCGCGCAGGGCAGGGGGCGGCCUCUCCGAAGCCAUCCCGGUGGUCCCCGAAUAAAUCAUUCAUGAGCCGGCGCCUGCCGAGCCGGGCUGCGAGGGAAGGGGCGUCGGCAGCAGGGGCCGAGGCAGGAGCUGGACCCCAGCGCCCGGGCGGGGACCUUCUGCGAUUGCCGGAUCGAGAACUGGGUGCUCGGGGCGCACCCCACCAGUACGGCGCCGGCCGGGACAACAAAGGGAAACACGGACAGAGGAAGUUUCGCGGUGCGGGAGAGUCGGGGGCCCGAGGGAUGCUGCGUCCUGAGCGACCAACCCGCCUGGAGAAAGCUCUUUGACGCCCUUUGCCGCAUGCCAGCCCGGCCGGAAAACAGGACUCAGCAGACCCCUCCUCCCUGCGCCUCUUCUGCGCAGAAACACACGCUCCUGUCUUAUCCAAGGCUUCCAGAACUUCUGCAGCGGGAGACCCCCAGUCCUACCUCAUGUUUGGGGGAUCCUGCUAGCUAUGGCCCUUACACUUUGCUUCCUGCUGCUCCUGGGGCUGUGUGGGACUACCGUUUCAGAGGGGCUGCCAUCACCCACAAAGAGCCCUGAUGUUUUGGAGUUUGAAUUGCCUGCAAUGAACUAUGAAACCAAAGACUCUUACGAUGCUGGGCCCAUUGGCGGUCUCUUUCAAAUGGUGCGCGUCUUUCUCCACGUGGUACAGCCGAAUCCUUUCCCUGAAGAUACUUUAAGAAAAAUUCUACAAGAGAAGUUUGACAUCUCAGCUGAUUAUGAGAAGAUUAUCUCCUAUGAAAUCGGGAUUAUUAUUUGUGCUGUCCUGGGACUGCUCUUCAUUAUUCUGAUGCCUCUGGUGGGGUUUUGCUUUGGUUUGUGUCGUUGCUGUAACAAGUGUGGUGGAGAAAUGCACCAGCGACAGAAGAAAAACGGGACCUGCCUGAGGAAAUAUUUUGCAGUUUCCCUCUUGGUGAUUUGUAUACUUAUAAGCAUUGGUAUCGUCUAUGGUUUUGUGGCAAAUCACCACCUAAAGACCCGGAUGGAAAGGACUCGGAACCUGACAGACAGCAACUUCAAAGACUUGAGAACCCUCCUGCAUGGGACUCCAGCGCAAAUCGACUAUAUACUGGGCCAGUAUACCACCACCAAGGAAAGGGCAUUCUCAGAUCUGGACAAUAUUAAAUCAUUGCUAGGAAGCGGAAUUCAUGAACAGCUAAAGCCUAAAGUGGUCCCUGUGCUUGAGGACAUCAAGGCCAUGGCAGAAGCAAUCAAAGAGACCAAAGAAGCCCUUUUGAAUGUGAACAGUACCUUAGACCAGCUGAAAAAGUCAACCGCACAACUUAACACCAGCCUGAGUAAAGUUAAAGGGGACCUCGAGCAAUCACUCAAUGACCCCGUGUGCACUGUACCUCCGGCAGCUGCCACUUGCAACGACAUCAGAACGUCUCUAAGCCAGCUGGAUUACAACAACAACUUGGGGCAGCUUCCAUCUUUGGAUGAGCACAUUGAUAGAGUUAACAAUAUUCUUCGAACAAAUUUGUCCAGCCAGGUCCAAAAGGGCUAUAAAUCCUUUAAUGAUAUACCUGAGAUGGUGCAAAACCAAACCACGGACCUGAUAUCAGGUAUCAAAAGUACCUUGAAUUCCAUUGGUUCUAAUAUCGGUAAUAUAAGCAAACAGAUUCCUAUUCAGGAUAAGCUGUCAAAUUUCAUGGAUUACAUUAACAGCACUGAAACUUACAUCCACCGCAGUUUACCCACGUUGGAAGAAUAUGAUUCAUACAGGUGGCUGGGUGGCUUGGUUGCCUGCUGUUUGCUGACUCUCAUCGUGAUUUUUUUUUACCUGGGCUUACUAUGUGGCACCUUUGGCUAUGACCAGAAUGCCACCCCCACCAGACGAGGCUGCAUCUCCAACACCGGAGGCGUCUUCCUCAUGGUCGGGGUUGGAGUAAGUUUUCUGUUUUGCUGGAUAUUGAUGGCCAUCGUGGUUGUUACUUUUGUCGUUGGUGGAAAUGUGGAAAAACUGGUCUGUGAACCUUACCAAAACAGGAAGUUAUUCCAGGUUUUGGACACACCAUAUUUACUCAAUGAGAAUUGGAAAUUCUAUCUCUCUGGCAUGGUAUUUAACAAACCAGAUAUUAAUCUCACUUUUGAACAAGUUUACAGGGAUUGCAAAGAAAACAAAGGCAUUUAUGCCACACUUAAGCUAGAGAACAGCUACAAUAUCAGUGAACAUCUCAACAUUCAAGACUAUACCGGAAACAUAAUCAAUGAUUUUGAAAACAUGCAAGUAAAUAUUGACAAUGUUGUUCUGCUGGAUGAGGCAGGAAGGAAACACCUUCUGGAUUUCAAUUCUUCAGGAAUAGACAAAAUAGAUUAUGAUGCCUACUUGGCUGCGGUGAAUAAAACUCCCGGAGAACUAAAUCUUUCAUUAUUUGCAGAUAACCUGGAAGCAAAAGCCAAUGAUUUGCCCCAAGGAAACUUGAAACAGUCCUUGAAAAGUACUGCAGAAACUAUUCGAACAAUUUAUCAUGACCAAGUCAUUCCUUUGGAACAAUCAAUGAACACUGCCUACAAAACCAUCCAGGAACUUAAGCACAACAGCAGCGGACUGCCGGCGAGAGUGACCAAUAUCCUCUCCUCUUUGGACUCUGCUCAGGACUUCCUCAUAAAGCAUGUUUCCUCUGUUAUUGUUCAAGAAAUGAAAAAGUAUGGGAAUACAAUAAUAGGAUACUUUGAACACUAUCUGCAGUGGGUCAAGAUCUCUAUCACUGAGCACAUGGCAGCCUGCAAACCCGUGGCCACUGCUUUGGAUUCUGCUGUUGACGUCUUUCUGUGUAGCUACAUUACUGACCCUGUGAAUUUGUUUUGGUUUGGCAUAGGAAAAGCUACCAUAUUUUUACUGCCGGCGAUCAUUUUUGCUGUCAAGUUGGCCAAGUACUAUCGUCGAAUGGACUCAGAGGACGUGUAUGAUGAUGUUGAAACUAUACCCGCGAAAAAUUUUUAAACAGAUCCAACUGCACGAGUUCGUGAGCCGCCGCGUCUCCAAAUAUUGGGAAAGAAACCUCCCCUUCAGGAGUUUCCAGAAUUCCGUGAAACCAUGUGGAACACGCACUGAUGGGCCCAAGAGAAAAAAGUGCACAGACCUAUCUUUUUAUCUUUAGAAUUUUGGCUUUAAUCAUCUGAGCCUUCUAAGAAAGUUUAAAUAUGUAACAUUCAUUAAUUUCCAGUUUACUCUUUGGAACAAGACAUGAAUUUUGUCACAUUUGAUUGCAUAAGAACUUAGACUUGUAAUUAGAAAACAUUCAGCAAAUGGCAGAUAUGUGUGUGUGAGCAAUAAAAGAAUGAUUUCAGAAAUAG